AUAAGGUGUCCUUGGAUAGCCUUUGAAGUGUAGUUUCAUAAUUGAGUGGCCUUUGUUCGAGUAGAGAGAGAAAUCAUCCAAAAAUCGAUCUGGAACGAGCAGUGGUCUGUGAACUCGAGCUGUGGGAGUGCUGAGACUGUUUGGUUGAUAUCUCGAGUUUUACCAAUCCAAUUAAGGCGUGUGAGAUACCAAAAGAAAGCUCUCAAGACGAGGAAUCCGUGAAGAUCUGGUUUGCAUCAAUCGGAGUAGAGUAAGGCUUCCAAAUCGUCCGAGCAGAACGCGACCUCGCAGGAACGGAUUUACUCUUCUAAGAAACGAGUUAGCCGGAAAACACCCAUUCUAGGGGCUGUUUUCGUACCAACGUUUAGGGGUUGAGCUAGCACCUUGAAGGGGCUGUUUAACACUCAUAUUUAAGCAAGGAAUCAGUUCCAAAUCCACCUUGACCGAAGCUUUGACCAUUGGACCAAGAAGGGAAAGUUUAAAGCUCAAUUGAGGUUGAGGCUAGAGCUUGCAUCCUGUGCUCGUUGAUCGGGUGAUCCCUCGGAGAGAAGACUUGAAAUGGACCGUGGUGGCAGGAUUACUAGGAGAAACCCGACGGGUCGUGUACCAGUGGAGACUGGACAGGGCAGUCGAAGGACCUCUAGGGCAUCUAGAGGAGCUGGCCGUGGAGGCCGAUCACAGACCGUGAGUGACGGUCAUGUCGACACGGAAAGUGAAACCUACUGGUCCUAUGAGGACUCGACCUAUCGACCGGAAACUGAACCGGUUGAGACCCCUUAUGAAGGGGAUGAUGAUGAUGUAAGUGAUGAGGAGGAAAAUGGCUCCUUAGCACGGAUUGAAGCACUACUUCAACAGUACCACCGUGAGCGUGAGGAGAGGAGGGAACGCCGAAGGCGCCGGGCUGGGCAACCGUCGGGCGGGGCUUCAAGAGGGAGAAGCCAUGGCGACUCUAGGGCCCACAUUGAACCACAUGGGGGUCGGGGUGAUGGAGGUCCAAUCAUAAGGAUCUCCAAAUACAUCAAAGAGGCACGAGACUUGGGGUGCAAACCGUUCGAUGGGACGGGUGACAUCUCCGUUUCGGCACAAUGGAUUAAGCGGCUGAAUGAGGCAGCCUUGGACAUGCAACUCACCCCCGAAUAUAAACUAAGGGUUGCGGUGAGAUUGCUUGAAGGUAUGGCAUCCAAGUGGUGGGAUGGGACCAAAGGCAAAUAUGGCGAGACCGUCACUUGGGAGGAUUUCCGACAGGAAUUCUUUGCCCAAUAUUACUCGGAUUUUGAGGUGAACAAGAAAGUGAGGGAAUACACCCUUCUAACCCAAGGGGGUAACAUGACGGUGAGGGAACUUGAGUACAAGUUCAGGGAUCUUGCCGAUUACAUACCUGAGUAUGCUUGUGACGAGAACCGGAUGGUGAACCACUUCUGGGAUGCUCUAGACUUGGAGAUACGUGACAGGGCAACACAAUUGCCUAACAUGACGUUUGCCCAAGUGGUUGACCAAGGGUUGAAAGGAGAGAAGUAAUGGGAAGAAAGGAAGAAGAGAGACGCCGAGGAGGCGAAAAAGAGAAAGUGGGAGAGUCAUGGCUCCCAAGGUUCCAACAAAAAGGGGAACCACGGAGGAGGAUCUUUCCGGGCACCACCGCCACCAUAUAGGGGGAACCAAGGCCCGAGUGGGCAAGGCGCGAGGUCACAAACCUCAGUGGUAGCUCGUUGCAACAAUUGCAAGAAGAACCACUCCGGUAAAUGUCGCGACCCCCUAGAUGUUUUCAAUGCGGGGAUGCCGGGCAUUUGAAGGCACAUUGUCCACAAUUGAGUGGGGCAAGGACAUCGGGACCGAGUGGCGGUCCGACGGGUACACAGAAUCAAACCGGGGCUUCUCAAGCAAGCCGGGGACACGGGGGGGCAAGUACAAGUAACGCACCAUCCGUGAAUCAAGGAAGAACUCAAGCUAGAGUCUAUGCGAUGACGGAGGCGGAUGCCCAAGCGAACCCGGAUUCCGUUGCAGGAACAUUAAAGAUUAAUGGGAAGGAUGCACGAAUCCUUAUCGAUACCGGAGCGCAACGUUCAUUCGUGAGUGAGGCGUUUGCCGAGAGCUUAGAGAUACAAUCAAUACCAAUGACACAAACCUUAGUGGUAUCAACCCCACUAGGGGGAGACGUUGAAAGAAACAAUUACUAUCCAUCUUGUACGGUGGAAAUCGGUGGCCAAACCUUGACGUGUGAUUUCGUACCGGUGAGUAUGAUGGAGUUCGAUGCAAUCCUAGGGAUGGGUUGGCUAGAAAAGCAUCAUGCUAGGGUAGAUUGCUACACAAAGGUGUUGGAACUUGAAGGCAAACAUGGGGACACCCUACGCUUCGAGGGGGACCGAGGCAAAUCAAAUAGUUGUAUCAUAUCCGCCGUAAGAGCGAGAAAUAUGAUGAAGAAGGGAUGUCACGCAUAUCUAGCAUACGUGGUUGACGAGACCAAGGAAGAAACGAACAUCGAUGAUGUGAGGGUGGUUUGUAAGUAUCCGGAUGUCUUCCCUAAAGACCUACCGGGGCUUCCACCUGAUAGGGAGAUUGAAUUUGUGAUCGAGGUUGAGCCUGGUACCAAACCAAUCUCCAUACCGCCAUACCGUAUGGCACCCGCUGAACUUAACGAGUUGAAAACCCAAUUGCAAGAGCUUUUGGAUAACGGUUUCAUUAGACCAAGCCACUCCCCGUGGGGAGCACCAGUUCUUUUUGUGAAAAAGAAAGACGGGACACUUCGAAUGUGCAUUGACUAUCGUCAACUGAACAAGGUCACAAUCAAGAAUAGGUAUCCGUUGCCUAGGAUUGAUGACUUGUUUGAUCAACUACGAGGAGCAACCGUGUUUUCGAAGAUUGACUUGAGAUCGGGGUACCAUCAAUUGAAGAUUAAGGAAGACGACAUACCAAAGAGUGCUUUCCGCACAAGGUAUGGGCAUUUUGAGUUCCUUGUUAUGUCGUUUGGGUUAACAAACGCCCCAGCGGCAUUCAUGGACUUGAUGAACCGAGUAUUCCAUAAAUACUUGGAUCGAUUCGUGAUUGUGUUCAUUGAUGACAUCUUGAUUUACUCAAAGAGUGAAGAAGAGCACGAAGAGCACUUGAUACUUGUUCUUGAGACACUACGGGAGAAGCAACUCUAUGCCAAAUUUUCUAAAUGUGAAUUUUGGCUAAAGGAGAUUGGCUUCCUUGGGCACGUGGUUUCAGGAUCGGGAAUUGCUGUUGAUAACAAGAAGAUAGAAGCCAUUACUGAAUGGGAGAGGCCAAAGAACGUCAAGGAAAUUCGUAGUUUCCUUGGAUUGGCAGGCUAGUACAGAAAGUUCGUGGAGAAGUUCUCUGUUUUGGCAUCGCCAUUGACGAAGCUCACUCGAAAGGGAGCCAAGUUUGUAUGGGAUGACAAAUGUGAGGAGGGAUUCAUGGAACUAAAGAAGAGAUUGACUGAGGCACCGGUACUUGCAUUACCCAAACAAGGUGUGGGGUACGAUGUCUAUAGCGAUGCGAGCAUCCAAGGGCUUGGAUGUGUACUGAUGCAGAACGGGAGGGUAAUCGCCUAUGCUUCACGACAAUUGAAGAAGCAUGAGGUGAAUUAUCCUACUCAUGAUUUGGAGCUGGGGGCAGUGGUGUUUGCACUGAAGAUUUGGAGACAUUAUCUCUACGGAGAGACAUGUCAUAUAUAUACUGAUCAUAAGAGCUUGAAGUACGUGUUUACUCAGAAAGAGUUAAACAUGAGACAGAGACGGUGGAUGGAGUUGAUAAAGGACUACCAUCUAGUUAUUGAGUACCAUCCAGGCAAGGCAAAUGUUGUAGCAGAUGCCCUUAGUCGGAAGAAUUCGUCUGGGGCAUUGUUGACUUGUUUGAGAGCACUGAGGGCCCAAUUGGAUGUAUCUAACGACGGUGCUUUAUUGGCACGAUUCGAAGUGAGACCGACCUUACUUGAUGAGAUCAAGAAGGGUCAAGAGACUGACGCAGAACUGAUGAAGGUCCGGGAACGCAUGCAAGCGGGACCAGUGGAGGAUUUCAGGGAAAGAGAUGAUGGUCUCUUGUUAUUUCGUGACCGAGUGUGUGUACCGGCAGAUGAUGAGCUCCGAAAGUCCAUCUUAGAGGAAGCUCAUUCAUCGGCUUAUGCCAUGCACCCGGGGGGCACGAAGAUGUACCGCGACUUGAAGGAGAGUUACUGGUGGUCGGGUAUGAAGAGAGAAAUAGCCGAAUAUAUCAGUCGAUGCCUUACUUGUCAACAAGUUAAGGCAGAACAUCAGCAUCCAGCAGGCUUAUUGCAACCACUUUCUAUUCCUGAAUGGAAGUGGGAACACGUGACUAUGGAUUUUGUGAUAGGUUUACCACGAACAAUCAGGAACUAUGAUGCAGUUUGGGUUGUGGUAGAUAGGCUCACGAAGAGUGCACACUUCUUGCCUAUCAACACUACUUACCCACUUGAGAGGUUAGCCAAAUUGUAUACGGAUGAGAUCGUGAGGCUGCAUGGGGUCCCAGUGACCAUUGUAUCUGAUAGAGACCCACGAUUCACAUCACGUUUUUGGCCAAAAUUUCAGGAGUCUAUGGGCACGAAGUUGAAGUUUAGUACUGCUUUCCACCCACAGACGGAUGGGCAGUCUGAAAGAGUCAUACAGAUCCUAGAAGACAUGCUGAGGGCUUGUGCAUUGGAGUUCCAAGGAAGUUGGGACAACCACUUAGCACUUGUGGAGUUUGCCUAUAACAACAGUUAUCAGGCAAGCAUCGGCAUGCCUCCAUACGAGGCAUUGUAUGGGAGGAGGUGCCGUACACCGUUAUGCUGGGACGAGGUUGGCAUGGCCAAACUCGAGGGUACUGAGUUGGUUGAGGUCACCAAAUCAAAGGUGAAGUUGAUUCGAGAGAGACUCAAAGCGGCUCAGGAUAGACAAAAGAGUUAUGCAGACAAGCGUCGAAGGAUCUUAGAGUUUAAGGUUGAUGACGAAGUGUUCUUGAAAGUUUCUCCUUGGAAAGGGAUCAUUCGGUUCCAAACCCGAGGAAAACUUAACCCACGAUAUAUAGGUCCAUUCAGGAUUAUAGAGAGGAUUGGGGCCGUUGCAUAUCGUCUACAGUUGACUCCUGAGUUAGAGAAGAUACAUAAUGUGUUUCAUGUAUCCAUGCUUAAGAAGUAUGUGCAUGAUCCCUCUCACGUAUUGGAGAAGCCACCUGUAGAGGUACGUGAGGAUUUGAACUACACUGUUCAACCUAUCAAGGUCACCGAUAGAAAGGUGAAGAAACUGAGGAGCAAGGAAGUCCCAAUGGUUAAAGUCCUGUGGAAGAGCGAUCGGGUCGAGGAAGAGACAUGGGAAACAGAGGCUUUGAUGAGGAAGCAGUAUGCGUUCCUAUUCGAGUAGAGCUGUGAAUUUCGGGGACGAAAUUCCUGUUAAGGGGGAGUGAACUUGUGACACCGCACCCGAACGUCCUUGGAAAUUCGAUUUAAAAAUUCAAAAGUGAUGUAUUGAAUUCCCGAUUUCAAAACAAUGGAAAAAACGAUUAAUAUGUUGCGAAGUGCAUGAUUGAAUAUUGUAUUGUUCAAACCCGUAUUCUUUUGUAAUUUUCAUCAUGUAAAUUAUCGAGAUGAGCCUACACAUAUGGUAGAUCAAUAAUGGGAUGUAGGAAGUUGACUUGUCCUAAAUAAAUUAGGAUGAAUACAAAAAAAAAAGGACAUCUUUUGACAAAGAUAAAACAAUAGGACCCAUUUUCCCCAUUUUUGGAAGUAUUGGUAGAUAAUUUGGACCCCAAAUUAAUUGGGAUCAAUUGGGAACCACUCCACAUGAUUAUAGUACCUGCAAAACAAGAACAAUAAGUGAGGAGACUUACCUUGGCCUCACAAGCUGGAGGAGGGCUGCACAAGACUUGAUUGGAAUCAACCUUGAGACCCACCUUGUCUAUUUCCGCACAAAUCAUGGGUGUGUUUUGUCUCCCUUCAUUUUGAGAGUUGUACUCGUCCAAAUGAGGUGUAUAAGGUGUCCUUGGAUAGCCUUUGAAGUUUAGUUUCAUAAUUGAGUGGCCUUUGUUCGAGUAGAGAGAGCAAUCAUCCAAAAAUCGAUCUGGAACGAGCAGUGGUCUGUGAACUCGAGCUGUGGGAGUGCUGAGACUGUUUGGUUGAUAUCUCGAGUUUUACCAAUCCAAUUAAGGCGUGUGAGAUACCAAAAGAAAGCUCUCAAGACGAGGAAUCCGUGAAGGUCUGGUUUGCAUCAAUCGGAGUAGAGUAAGGCUUCCAAAUCGUCCGAGCAGAACGCGACCUCGCAGGAACGGAUUUACUCUUCUAAGAAACGAGUUAGCCGGAAAACACCCAUUCUAGGGGCUGUUUUCGUACCAACGUUUAGGGGUUGAGCUAGCACCUUGAAGGGGCUGUUUAACACUCAUAUUUAAGCAAGGAAUCAGUUCCAAAUCCACCUUGACCGAAGCUUUGACCAUUGGACCAAGAAGGGAAAGUUUAAAGCUCAAUUGAGGUUGAGGCUAGAGCUUGCAUCAUGUGCUCGUUGAUCGGGUGAUCCCUCGGAGAGAAGACUUGGUUCGUGCUUCCUCCGUUCUAUUUGAAACAUUAAUAAAUUUGCUCAUGGAUAUUUUACUAUAGAGCCUGCGUGCUCAUGAAUAGCCCUGUGUGGCUCUUUUGUUUUAAACAAUGUUUCCGCUGCGUUAUGAAUUACUUAUUAUGUUUGUUUAUGGAUGUAUAUGUGUGAAUGAUAUUCAAGACGCCUUGUAUAAUAUGAAUGUGUUGGACUGCGGUUGACUAUUCAUAUUGUACGGCGGGUUGUUGACGUGUCCGGAUAGGUCCGGGGCGUGACACUUUUAAUGGCUAAGCAUGAGGUAUCUGGUAGGAUGCUGCUAUGGAAUCCAUGAUCAACUAGUAUAUGAUAACUUGGACAUUGGAGGGAGGAGAACAGACUGAUCUUUGAGGAAGGCGGCGACGGUGAAGAGGCGGAAAUCGAACGAGAGGUAUUCUUGGUAAUAGGCACAACCAUUAGUCCAUUACUGACAGCUAGAAUGGUGAAAUUUCAUAUUUUCAGAGAGAUUAUGGCCUCCAUAUGACGUCCUGGAGGAGGUGUACCGAUCAAAGAAAUUGGAGAUAAAAGGAGCGACACCAGGGAGCGGGAGACAGAGGAUUAGAUGGUUGAAGGCAUAACCCUGCUAGAUGAGCCAAAAAACGGUGAGGAGGCGGUCCUGGCUACUAGGCUUGCCGGGGUCUUUGAGGAGGUUGUACCUCCAUGGGUACGAGCUCAAUAUUUCUUGUGAUUAUGAGGAGACAACUUUAUUUAAAUUUUAUCUUUUAUUUCAAAUUAGAUGGUGUUUUAGUUUUGUAUUUGUUCCUACUAACUGAACUCUAGAAUUUAAGUUGGAUGAUGAAAAGUCUAUUUCGCUCGUUAUUGGCUCAAUUAAGCCCAUUAUAGGAUCAUGAGUCA
Cuscuta epithymum is the source of this 7406-nucleotide messenger RNA. The record is from the annotation of a GenBank genome assembly. NCBI's taxonomy places the organism in Eukaryota, Viridiplantae, Streptophyta, Magnoliopsida, Solanales, Convolvulaceae.